Molecule: messenger RNA, 1112 nt
Organism: Wyeomyia smithii (pitcher-plant mosquito)
Lineage: Eukaryota; Metazoa; Arthropoda; Insecta; Diptera; Culicidae
Gene: RFeSP
Product: cytochrome b-c1 complex subunit Rieske, mitochondrial
Exons: 4
Coding region: 140-940 (266 amino acids)
Biological process (GO): mitochondrial electron transport, ubiquinol to cytochrome c
Cellular component (GO): membrane
Molecular function (GO): 2 iron, 2 sulfur cluster binding; quinol-cytochrome-c reductase activity
Source: RefSeq, a predicted model, not a curated record
ACAACUCCAAUCGAGCGAACGUCGAAAUCAUAAGUGAAAAGUUUUUGCUUCUCCAUUCAGCCCGCUACAGAGUGCAUAAGUGUUCUAGACCGAUUUUCUCCGAAAAUCAUCGUCAAGCCAAAUUACUGGACUAACCACGAUGAUUGGGAAUCUAGCAAAGCUGUCGUUCGUUCGCGGAGUGUCCCAGAGCGUUGCUAGUGGUCUGAAGGCAGCUGCCGUUCCGGUCAUAGUUGCUGCGGAUCCAACCGUUGCAGGUCCGACCACGGUCGUAGCCAGCUCUCCGAACAGAUCGCUACCCCGAUUUGUUGUCCGGGUUGUGUCUGGAGUUGCAGCUACUGGUCAAAUCCGUUUGGCCCAUACUGACAUCCAGGUGCCGGAUUUUUCCGAUUAUCGCCGAGAACAGGUGAAACGACCGAACGCUAAGAAUGACUCUGCUGAUGACCGCGCUGCUUUCACUUACCUGAUGGUUGGCGGAGCCGCUGUAAGCACUGCUUAUGUUGCCAAAGCGAUAGUUUCAACAUUUGUUUCAUCAAUGAGCGCCUCUGCCGAUGUGUUAGCCAUGGCCAAAAUUGAAAUCAAGCUUGGCGACAUACCUGAGGGUAAGUCUGUUACCUUCAAAUGGCGUGGUAAACCACUUUUCAUUCGUCACCGCACCGGGGCUGAAAUUGCAACGGAGCAAGCUGUUAACACUGGCACCUUGCGAGAUCCCGAAAGCGACUCUGAUCGCGUCAAGAAUCCGGAAUGGCUGGUUGUUAUUGGUGUGUGUACGCAUCUUGGCUGUGUGCCAAUUGCAAACGCUGGUGAUUUCGGCGGAUACUAUUGCCCGUGCCACGGAUCCCACUACGAUGCCUCCGGUCGCAUUCGCAAAGGACCAGCGCCCCUAAAUUUGGAGGUUCCGUACUACGAAUUCCCAGAAGAUGAUCUUGUAGUUGUUGGUUAGAUAAUUAGGUGGUGAACUAAUCAUGCUUUAGUAAUAGAAGCAACCUUUAAACAAGCCGAUCAUUGGCAUACGAUAAUGAAAAAUUUAAUGCAUCAGCGAAACAAGUUUAGCUGAAAACUAAUUGUAAAAAAUUCUUGAGAAUAUCUUGCAUUAAAGGUGACUUCCCUAAGAA